AUGGAGGACAUAAUUAAUGAAGUGGAAUUGACUUCUCUUUUUAACAAGAUAUCAGAAGGGUCUAAAACCAUCCAUUUUGAGGAUGCCUUGGAAAUAAUAUAUAAAAUGGGUUAUGUCCCUUCAAAAGAAGAUAUAAAUGAAUUUAACAACAUGACAAAAGGUGUUUGUUCUUUAUCCAAUAUAAAAAAAUUCUGCAAUAAAAUAAGAUCAUUGAAUUAUUCAACUGAAGGCCUGAUUGAUAUAUUUCAUUUUUAUGAUACAAAUAAAACCGGAAAAAUUUCUAAAGAAAAACUUAAACUUUUAUUUACCACUGUUGGUUCAAAAAUGUCGGUUGAAGAGAUGGAUACCAUAAUAAAUGAAUUAUGUAAUAACGAUGAAAACAUAGACUAUAAGGAGUUUCUAAACAGGAUAUUAAAUUAG
Messenger RNA from Plasmodium adleri (nom. inval.), 420 nucleotides. Its product is annotated as myosin light chain, putative. Gene Ontology annotation, molecular function: calcium ion binding. The coding region runs from base 1 to 420 and encodes 139 amino acids. The record is from RefSeq and is a predicted model, not a curated record. The transcript is spliced from 8 exons. Lineage: Eukaryota; Apicomplexa; Aconoidasida; Haemosporida; Plasmodiidae.